This is a messenger RNA of Prunus armeniaca (apricot), 228 nucleotides long. The record is from the annotation of a GenBank genome assembly. Lineage: Eukaryota; Viridiplantae; Streptophyta; Magnoliopsida; Rosales; Rosaceae.
AUGGGAGCAGAAGCGGAAGAGGUAGAAAAUAAGCAAGGCGAGAAUCCGAGGUCCAUGACGAAGGCCCAGUUCCUCGCCUGGAAACGCCAGAAGGAUGAUGAUGCAUCUGCCAGAAGAGCUGAAGCAGCAAGGAAACGUGCAGAGGACAUAGCUUCAGGAACAGUGCAACUGAAUGGCCGAGAGCUUUUCGUGCAUGAACCUUGGGUUUUUGAUAACACUCUUUAUUGA